AAUAAUAGGAUAAGGCGACUGGUGGUUCUCUCCCUCCCGGCGCCGCCGGCCGUCAUGCUUCUCCGCCUCCGCCUUUCCCUUUCUCAGCAUCCGCCGGUGCCGCCUAUUCCGGAUCCUUCUCCCCCCAUUCUUAUCGGUCACAGAUUUAGCCCUCAUCCCAGCGCCAACCUUGUCUUGCGCACCAUCUCCUCCCCCCUUCCCCCGCUCCCCCCUACCCUCCUCGACUCCCCGGGAUCCUCCUCCGACGCCGGCCUUCGAUUCAGAGAAAAACUCCUCUUUAUCGAACACGACCUCGGCCUCGACUCCUCCCGCGUCCUCUACCUCAACCCUUCUCUCCGCUCCGCCCCCCUCUCCGCCAUCCGCUCCGCCGUCGAUGCCCUCCUAUCCUUCGGCCUCCUCUACGCUGAUGCUUCCCGCGUAUUCGCCAUGUACCCGUCCCUCCUUACCUGCGAACCAAGCGCAGACCUCAUCCCCGUCUUCCGUUUCCUCCUCGGUCCCGUGGAAAUUCCCUUCCCCGACAUUCGCAAGGCCGUCGCUCGCUGCCCCCGCCUCCUCGUCUCCAGCGUUCCCGACCGGCUUCUCCCCGCACUCAACUUCCUCCGCCGUCUCGGUUUCGUCGGCCGCCACCGCAUCACCUGUCGCACCACCGUCCUCCUCGUCUCUAGCGUCGAGGACACCUUCAUCCCCAAGCUUGAAUACCUCCGUGGCCUUGGAUUCUCCCAUCGGGAAACCCGCAGCAUGGUGCUUCGCUCGCCCGGUUUGCUUACCUUCAGCAUCGAGAACAAUUUCGAGCCCAAGGUUGAGUUUUUGCGCCACGAAAUGGGCAGAGAUCUCUCUGAACUCAGGGACUUUCCGCAGUACUUCUCCUUUAAUCUGGAGCGAAAGAUCAAGCCCCGACAUCGUUUGUUGACGGAGAGACGGGUGUGGAUGCCGCUCUCCAAGAUGCUCAAGGUCAGCGAUGGGGAUUUCUUGGCUCGGUUGCUGGACAUGAGAUUAAGUUCUGUUGACGACAAGCUGUAACUUUCGCUAUUUAUCAUGGCAAUUUUUAUGGCGAGACCCUGAAUAGGCAUGUAUGCGCGCGUGAAGGGACCAUAAUAUCCAACAACUGGUUCUUGUUCUUUUAAUCCAUGACAGCCCGCUUGCUAAAAGUAAGGUCGGGGAUUAAAUGAUGUAGGGUUCGGAAGCUGGAUUGGGAGCCUUCACAUAGUUUUGAAUGAAGGGUUCCUUCACUCCAGCUUUAUUCAGACAACCAUAUGAUAUGAGGCAGUGCAUUAAGUCGUCUUUCAGUAUUUUCACCUCUCACUAAUUUUUGGUUUUACUUGAAGAUUAAAUGUUAUGUUCUUUGGAAAGUUGGAUGUCUAUUAACUUUCAUUUGCAAAUAAAGAUUAGCAAUCCAUCUUUCCAAUAAAUGGUUAAUUUUUGCAUCACUAGUUUGCGACUUUUAAUGUAUCUAUGUUUUGUUUAUAAUCUCAAAUAACAAUUAGGAUAUAUAUGACUCCUUUUUCACCUUCCUUGUGUUGUUGGACUUCUCUAGAUGGUUGAUAAUUCCUUUGUAUUUCAGUGUCUUAAUUAGCAAGUAGUUUUGUGGUACCUUGAGGGACUAUGAUACAUUAUAUACGCCACAGGCUUGAUUGACAGAGAGCUGACGAACUUCAUCAGACACUGUUAAAUCUUCCUGCAGUUAAUUUUACAGGACUUGAAUAGUUCAUAAGGCAUUUGAGGGAUCCUAUCUGGCCCUUUGGUUCCUUGUGGAUUAACAAUUUGGUAAUUCAAGUUUUUUUUUUCCCUCUGAAGUGUUGGUUCAUCGUUCAAUUAGAAUAGCAUAUGUUUCAGGUGCUUGGGUCCUAUUAAGAUGGAAGUAGCUCUUUCAUUUGUGGGGAAGCAAUCUUAAUCAUAUGCCUACCAAACUUAAGAAACUAGUUUGUUAGAAUAAGUCAAACUUCACAUCAAAUUGAAUUCAUUACUCAAUGCAGAUCCCAAAAAAUAGCAUUAAAUUUAAUCUCUCAUCUUCAUAUAACAGAUCCACACUAUAUGAUUAUCAGUAGCCGCAAAUUAAACUGCUCAAAAAUCUUGCUUAAGCUACUAUAUUUUGCACUUUGGUGGAUCUUAGAUUCUCAGAGAAACUAGCUAUAAGAAUUGAUAGGUCAGAGGUAAAGCUUUAAUCAAAUUAUAAUCAGAAUAGGAGUGGUGAUGGUUUUCAAAAUAAGGGGUACUGUUGUGAUUUUUACCGGAAAUUGGAUUCCAUCUUUGUGCAAAAGGAAAAGAAAAAUCAAGACACUGAGUUAAGAAUUACAUUGUGGAUUUUGGUUCUUAUAGCUUUCUGCUAAAUGGUGAGCUCAGAGAUAUAGCUGUCCUAUUGGUUUUACUUGUUCUUUGAUUGUAGUUGAAGAAGUGAGUUGGUAUCGCAAACUAUUUUUCUGCUCUUCUGGGAUGAAUUCUGUGUUUUUUUUACAAGUUUCUGUUUCAUGCCUUUUUACUGAAAUUACUUACAAGUUGCUUUCUCAUUCCUUUUUACUGAAAUUACUAUUGUAAUUAGUUCCGGGUAUUCCAGUUAAUAAUGUGAAAGAUGUAUGGCUCUAUCCUGUUGAAGAGUAAAAUGUGGAACGUUGAACUAUCCAUUUUCAAACUGCAUUAUUCAGAUAGAUACAUGCACAGAGUAGUAGGCAGCUACUCGUAAAAUGUUCCUUUUUAUAUUGGUUAAUUACUAAAUUACAAUUUAACUUCAGAUAUUAUCAAAUCUAAUCCUAUUUGACACUGAUUCUACGACAUCUGUACCUGUUUGCCUUUUCAUCCACUUACUUGUCUCAAGUGUGAUGUCAUCUAAUGUAUCUUUCGGGACUGGGUUAUAUUUUAUAUUAUUUGAUGCCAUGUCUUCUUCUCAACAGUGUUUGGAGAAUAAUGAAGGAUAAUUUGUUGCAAAAUUAAAUAUAAUAUGAUAGAUUCGUUCAAAAUUAUAUGAGUCCAGUGCUUCUUGCUGCCUUGAGUUUUUUACAGCAGUACCACAUGCAUUCUAGUUUUGAGUCUAAAUGAUUUGCUAUGGUUGAUAGCUCCAGAACUCCUUGGCGAUUGCAUUAAUAUUGAUACAUAGAACUUGGAUAUUAUGUUGGAAGUGCACUUGUUAAAACUGUUAAUUUUUUUUUUUUUUGUUGAUAAACCGUCAGUCAUAAUGUUGCAAUGUUUAAUAAUCCCUUUACUGUGGAAAUGAGUACAGAUCAAAAAACCCUACCCAGCGCAUGCACGUAGUCAACUAGCUGAACUCAAGUAGAGUACCUCUGUAGUAUUGGUGAUCUAACUUCAUGAGUUUAGAAUAUUUCAGAGUUGUGAUGUGCCCUAUAAAACUAAAAUGUCUUCUCGAUAUUGUAAAAGUCCAUGGAGAGAGAUUAAAGUGUUGCAGUUUGGAGAGAAACUCGAAUGAGAAAUUUCUGCGCAGCACAGUCGGUAUAAAUUCAGGACUGCCUUUGUUGAACUUUGGAAUGAGUUGCGAAGCUGGAUACAAAUAGUUCUACCAUAAUUGUAUUCAUGAAGCUUGCACUUUGUAUGACAACUUGAUUCUUGGCAACUGCUUCAGGUCCCCACCUUUUCUGGAGAAUUAGUGCAUCAUCUUUUCAAGGAGAAGAACUCCAAAUUUGGCUGAUUUUUAUUUGCUCAUGAGUGUCUGAAGAUUGUUUUUACUCCAGGAAGACAUGAUUCAUGGUCUAGAGAUGAAUGCAUUAUGAUUGCAGCUAGGGAGUAGGAGGAAGCAGGAAAGAUAUUUAGCUGAUAGCUGUGGCUGGCAGUCUCCCAGAUCUCUGACACAAAUUUUACGACUGUCGCUACCACUGCCACUUCCGUGCUGCCUCCUUCACACGGAAUGCCCCCAAAUGGGUAGUCCUUUCCUCUUAUCACUUGCAACCAACCUAGUCACGCAAGCUGGACUUAAAUUGGCGUUGCAUGAAAAGUGUUGCAUCCAUAUCCCGUGAUCAGCACUUCACACGACUGAAUAUUACAGGUGCAGACAGAUAUGAUGAGAGACAUGCUCCUCUCUUGUAAAGCAUUUUGUUCUGUAGCUAGGUACAGCAGAUAAUGCUAGUGUCCAUGUUUUUGGUGUACUCGCAUCACUUCUAUUACAGUAACGUUACAACUACUCCCUUGUUAUGGCAAUCCAUCACUGUUCCUGAAAACUGAAACUGAAUGCAUAUGAGGAGAAAAGGAAACCUGUUUUUUGGGUACUCAUCCCUUCAGCAGUAAUCUUAGUUGAGUACAUGGAUUGGGAUUGAUAGACACCCUUCAUCAAUUGAAAUUGAUAGCUGUUUUUAAAGUUUUGGAGCACCAAACUGUGAACCUUCCAAACAAAAUCAUGCAACUUUUUUAUGCAUUGCUUUACUACAUCAUGGAAUUGUGCCACCAAUUAAAAUUCAAGGAUUGAUGCAUUCAUCAGAUUUGGUGUAGGGAUCAUAAACUUUGGAAACAUUACUGUGUGUUCUAUUGUCUGGAAGAGCACAUUCUUUCUGCCCUCUUCAAUGUAACCAAGUCUCAUUUAAUUGCACCGAGACAAGCAAAAGUUAUGCUUCAAACCUGCAAGUGAAGGAAAAGAAGCAAAUCCCAAAUUUUGUGGAUCCAGAGCUUGAAUAGUGUCCUAACUCUUGUGAUAGGUCCCUUGCGGUGGUUGUAUUCUGAUCAUCAUGUCGGAUUCGGUGUGGAUGCAUGAUGAGCUCUCAUUCUUUUGUCGAGGGAGGGAGGAAGGAAACAGCUUUUUACCAGGUUACUCGGAGGAGGAAAAGCAGACAACGUUUUGGUAAACAAUCGAAAUUCAUAAUUGAUUGCUCCAAUUCUUGCACGAGUUAUAAGAAGACGCCCACACGUGCGGAGCAAAGCCUGCAAGCGGGUGCUGCCUCAGCUUGCAGGAGAGAAGCUCUCAGGGGAGCAGUGAGGUGGGCAAUUGUGAAAGUGCAAAUGGUCCGUCGAAGAUAAGUGGCAGAGGACACUGGAGGCCAGCCGAGGACUCCAAGCUUAAAGAGCUGGUGGAGCUCUACGGCCCGCAGAACUGGAACCUCAUUGCAGAGGAAUUGGAAGGCCGAUCAGGUUGAGGUGGUUCAACCAGCUGGAUCCGAGGAUCAACAGGAGGCCAUUCAC
Messenger RNA from Zingiber officinale, 5112 nucleotides. RefSeq names its product transcription termination factor MTEF1, chloroplastic-like. The transcript has 7 exons. Lineage: Eukaryota; Viridiplantae; Streptophyta; Magnoliopsida; Zingiberales; Zingiberaceae. Bases 55 to 1020 code for a protein of 321 amino acids. The record is from RefSeq and is a predicted model, not a curated record. Gene Ontology annotation, biological process: regulation of DNA-templated transcription. Gene Ontology annotation, molecular function: double-stranded DNA binding.